This is a messenger RNA of Anthostomella pinea, 1575 nucleotides long. NCBI's taxonomy places the organism in Eukaryota, Fungi, Ascomycota, Sordariomycetes, Xylariales, Xylariaceae. The record is from the annotation of a GenBank genome assembly.
AUGUUCUCCUUCUUUGGGAGUCCCGCCGCCAGCUCAAGAUCCAUUCCCGGCCUUUGGCAGGGGCCGGGAAUCGGGUCGUUGCUAUCCAGGAUUGUUGUUGGCCUCAAACUGUCGAGGAUUGCGGACGCGAUGCCGAGUGCGCGCCAAGCCACCCUCAACUACACCACGUCCGAGGCGGGGAACCCGUUCGUUGAGGGCUGGUAUGCGGACCCGGACACUGAGAUAUACGACGGGCUUUACUGGGUGUAUCCGACAUCGUCAUACGCGUACGACGAGCAGACAUACCUCGACGCCUUCUCGAGUCCGGACCUCAUCAACUGGACGAAGCACCCCAACAUCUUGACCACGGCACAUGUGACCUGGGCGACGAAAGCCGUAUGGGCACCAGCGCCCAUAUCGAGGAACGGCAAGUACUUCAUCUACUUCGGAGCCAACGAUAUUCAAGAAGACGAGGCGGCGGAAGGAGUGGUUGGCGGGAUCGGCGUCGCGGUCGCGGACGCACCGGAGGGCCCGUACAUCGACGCGAUCGGCAAGCCGCUCAUCGGGGACUACCACAACGGCGCGCAGCCGAUCGACCAGGACGUCUUCAUCGACGACGUGGACGGGCAGGCGUACAUAUACUACGGAGGCCACUCCCACGCCAACGUCGCCAAGCUCAAUGGGGACAUGAUCUCCAUUGGCACUUUCGACGACAACACCACGUUCAAGGAGAUCACGCCGGAGAACUACGUCGAGGGCUCGCAGAUGAUCAAGCGGAACGGGGUGUACUACCUCAUGUGGUCGGAAGGCGACUGGACUGGUCCAGAUUACAGCGUCAGCUACGCCAUGGCCGACAGCCCCCUGGGCCCUUUCGAGCGGGUGGCAAAGAUUCUGCAGCAGGAUAGCGCGGUCGCGAAGGGGAGCGGCCAUAAUGGAGUCUUUCACAUUCCAGAUACGGAUAUUUGGUACAUCGUGUACCACCGCCGGCCGCUGAGCGAGUCGGACGGCAACCACCGCGUGCUCGCUUACGACCGCAUGUACUUCAACGACGACGGCACCAUAGUGCCGAUCACGAUGCUCGUCAAGGACGACUUCGCCGACGGCAACAUGAUCGGCUGGACGACUUAUGGUGGCGGCAGUUGGUCCGUGGCAGAUCGGAGACUCACGGUGGAUAGCUCCAGCGACGGUAUUGCCAUGUUGGAUACGAACUUCACGGAAUUGGUCUUCGAGGCCACCGUCUCGGUCGGGGAAGGGACUGGCAAUGCCGGCCUCGUAUUCCGCGCGGCCAACCUCUCCGCUGCUCUUGACGAGUUCAAUGGGUACUACGCGGGCAUCUCGCCGGGUGGAUCUGUCUCGCUUGAGAAGGCUGUCGACGGGACCUGGUCGUCACUGAAGGAGGUGACGAUCGACUUGGUUCCGGGGACGGAGUACCCCAUGAGAGUCACGGCGGUUGGGACUGAUAUCAAUGUGUUUGUCAGCGACAUGGACCUAGCCAAAAUCACUGUUAGCGACGACUCGUUUGCUUUUGGGGCAGACGGCCUGGAGAGUUUUGAGGCCUCCGCUCAGUUUGGGCUCGUGUCUGUCGCUUAUGCGUAA